Adineta ricciae is the source of this 1143-nucleotide messenger RNA. The record is from the annotation of a GenBank genome assembly. Lineage: Eukaryota; Metazoa; Rotifera; Eurotatoria; Adinetida; Adinetidae.
AUGUCAUCAAGUACGAUUCCAUCAGCACAAAUGGACAGUAGUAGCAAUUCUUCAACUCAUGAUAGUAGUCAUAAUGUUUCCGAUGUUCUCUUGUAUGCCGAAUCCAAAAUGACGCGAAAACAAGCCGUAAGUGAAAUAGCUGAUGUCGUCUUACGUGCUAAUAUGAAGCCGAGAACAGUUAAACAUGCUCUACAACUAUUGAAAGCUCUUUUACCACCCGGAAAUACUCUGCCAACUACAGUUAACGAAUUAUUUGGGGCAAUGCUAUCAUCGGAAAAUGAUUGGCGUUUAGCACAAUACUUAAUCAAACACAAACAGCGACCAGCAUUUCUGUCGGGAUUAUCUACAGGAUCGUCACCUCAUGUAUGGAGUGACUACUCCAAUUCUGCUACGUCUCUAACGGCUGCAAGUUCAUCGUCAGUACCAGUGAACCAGUCACUGAAUAUACCAAUGCAAUCAUCUCCUUUAUUCUUACCACUCAGCAACAACAGCGGUAGUAGCAGUAGUAGUAGCAGCAGCAGCAGUAGUAGUAGCGACAGUGACAGCGAUAAUGAAAAUAGUAGUGAAUCCUCCUCCUCGUCAUCAUCAUCAGAAUCUGAGGCUGAUGAUGAUGACGACGACGACGAUGAUGAUGACAAUGAUGAUGAUGAUGAAGAUGAUGACGAUGAAAGAAAUAUACUUCGAGUUCUACAAGAAGCUCAACAACAACGUCGUGAAAACGCAUCAACAUCUUCAUCGUCACCAUCUGUGCGACCAACCACUGAAAGUGCAGAAGUCGAUAACAGUUUAAAUCGUGUAACAUCAAACAACCAUAGUGAAUCAUCCGAUCAACGAUCUCAAAUAGUCUCUAGUUCAUUCAAUCGAUUUCCAUUUCUUGGCUCAUUCAAACGUCAACGAAGUGAAACUUCGUCGGACGAAUCGGAUAGUGAAACUGAUUUAUUCUUUCAGACACACAUUCAAAAUAAUCAGGCAAAUGAUGACGACGACGACGACGACGACGAUGAUGAUAGUGAUAGUGAUGAUGAAACAACGUUUUAUUCAAUAGCUAAUAAUAAUACUAAUAUCAAUAAUACCAAAUCGCGAUGUUUCGAAAUGAACGGAUGUGAUUUACUAGAUGGUGGCAAACGACGUCGACAUUUGUAG